Canariomyces notabilis is the source of this 1596-nucleotide messenger RNA. Its product is annotated as FAD/NAD(P)-binding domain-containing protein. Gene Ontology annotation, biological process: positive regulation of transcription by RNA polymerase II; negative regulation of transcription by RNA polymerase II. NCBI's taxonomy places the organism in Eukaryota, Fungi, Ascomycota, Sordariomycetes, Sordariales, Chaetomiaceae. The transcript is spliced from 4 exons. The record is from RefSeq and is a predicted model, not a curated record. Gene Ontology annotation, molecular function: chromatin binding; flavin adenine dinucleotide binding; oxidoreductase activity. The coding region runs from base 1 to 1596 and encodes 531 amino acids.
AUGGAUGCUUACUCAAUGUCCGUCACUAGCGCUGCGCGCAAACACACGUCAAGGAUAUAUCAAGACUUGAAGACAGCGAGAAUACACACCAGCGCCGCACCGAGGAAACUGACCAUCAUGGAUAGAGUCCUGAAGCUCGAGACCCUCGAUCCCCCGACCAGGAGAUCGCAUAUCGCCGUCAUCGGCGCCGGAUUUGCUGGGCUUAGAUGCGCUGACGUACUGCUCCGACAUGGGUUCCGUGUGACCAUCUUGGAAGCCAGAAAUCGUCUCGGCGGCCGAAUAUACCAGGAGAGGCUCCCCAAUGGCCACCUGGUAGAUGUUGGCGCCAACUGGAUCCAUGGCACCACCGAAAAUCCUAUUAUGGACCUGGUCAGGGAGACCAACACGGCAGUUGGCGUCUGGGACUCUCGCACGUACGUCUUUGAUGAAGAUGGUCAACUCCUUUCUCUCGAGGAGGGGGAGAAAUAUUCUACCUUGAUGUGGAGUAUUAUUGAGGAUGCUUUUGAGUACUCAAACAAACAUGGGUCUGAAAUUGACCCAAACCAGACGCUCUUGGAUUUCUUUCAGGAACAGGCCACCAUGAGGAUACCGGAAACCGAGGAGGGCUAUGAGAGGCGAAGACGCAUACUACUCCAGAUGGCUGAGUUGUGGGGAAGCUUUGUGGGAAGUCCUCUUAGUACGCAGAGCUUGAAGUUCUUUUGGCUGGAGGAGUGCAUCGAGGGUGAAAACCUCUUUUGCGCCGGGACAUAUCACAAGGUUCUAGAAAAGGUUGCCCAGCCAGCUAUUGACGGGGCUGACAUCCGGUAUCAAACCCGUAUCUCCGAGAUCCACGGCAAGUCAACGUCACAGAACGGCAUGGUCCGGGUCAAGAUCACAGAUGGUCAGGUCAUGGAGUUUGACCAGGUAGUGGUCACAUGCCCUCUGGGAUGGCUGAAGCAAAACUUGGACGCCUUCUUUCCUCCCCUUCCCGACCGCAUGUGCCAGGCGAUCCAAAAUAUCGGUUACGGGAACCUGGAGAAGGUGUACAUCUCCUUUCCUAGCGCCUUCUGGCUUACUUCUUCUAAAGAAGGCGGCAGGACCAUACAAGGCUUUUGCCAAUGGCUCGCCCCGACCUACGCCCCUGAAUCCAACCCCGACCGCUGGCUUAACGAAAUCGUCGAGCUCGGCUCCCUCGCUGGCACCGUCGGACACCCCACCCUACUGUUCUACACUUACGGCGACCAGUCUCGGCACAUCACGUCCAAAGUGCGCUCCUUACCCACCGCCAAGGAACAGUCUGAGUUCCUGUUCGCCUACUUUAAGCCCUACUAUUCCCGCCUGCCGUCGUACGAGGAAGGGCACCCGGACUGUCAGCCUGUGGCGUGCUUCGCCACAGAUUGGGAGGGGGAUGAGUUGGCCGGGAAUGGGAGUUACGCUAAUUUCCAGAAGGGCCUAAUGGAGGGCGAUAAGGAUAUCGAGACGAUGAGGGCGGGGUUGCCGGCCGAGGGCGUCUGGCUCGCCGGAGAGCACACCGCGCCAUUUGUCGCACUGGGGACGGUGACGGGGGCGUAUUGGAGCGGGGAGCAGGUUGCGAGGAGGAUCGCGGGGGUGUUGUAA